AUGGAAGGUUCAGAUACAUUGUUUAACACCAAUUCUAAUCAAAAAAAUCUCACUCAACGAAUACAGACCUCGGAGAAAGAAGUUGUUAGUAAAGAGAUUGGUGCUGCUAGAGCAGAAGGUCUAUCUGACAGACCUAUCCUUAAAAUCGAUAUUCCUGCUAAUAGAUAUGAUCUCCUUUGUCAAGAGGGUAUUUCGCGUGCAUUACUAAUUUUCCAGGGAAAAGCCAAGCCGCCCUCCUAUAGAGUAGUUAAACCAGAUGGUGAAUUAGAGAAAAUACAUAUUAAGCCAGAGACAGCUCAAAUUAGACCUCACGUUGUCGGAGCCAUCCUCAGAAACAUUAGAUUUUCUGAAAGAAACUACAAUAAUUUUAUCGAUCUACAAGACAAAUUGCAUAAUAAUAUUUGCAGAAAGCGUACACUUGUAGCCAUUGGAACGCACGACUUCGACACGUUAAAGGGACCUUUUACUUAUGAGGCUCUACCUCCUAAGGAAAUUAAAUUUGCCCCCUUAAAUCAGAACAAAGAAUUCAAUGGAGAGGAAUUGAUGUCCUUCUAUGAGAACGACAAACAUUUGGGAAAAUUUCUUCACAUCAUUCGCGAUUCUCCAGUAUAUCCCGUUAUUUACGACUCUAAUCGAGUCGUUUGUUCUUUACCUCCUAUUAUUAAUGGAGACCACUCGAAGAUUACGUUGGACACAAGAAAUGUGUUUAUCGAAUGUACUGCGACCGAUUUAACUAAAGCAAAAAUAGUAUUGAACACGGUUGUCACGAUGUUUUCCGAGCACUGUGAUCAACCAUUUACGUGA
Molecule: messenger RNA, 804 nt
Organism: Acaulospora colombiana
Lineage: Eukaryota; Fungi; Glomeromycota; Glomeromycetes; Diversisporales; Acaulosporaceae
Source: the annotation of a GenBank genome assembly